Messenger RNA from Adineta steineri, 1104 nucleotides. NCBI's taxonomy places the organism in Eukaryota, Metazoa, Rotifera, Eurotatoria, Adinetida, Adinetidae. The record is from the annotation of a GenBank genome assembly.
AUGUCAUCAUCAUCAAGUUCAUCUCGUAAUCAUCAGAAUUAUCAUCAGAAUCGACAAGAUUAUGAAGAUAAAGAAUCAUCGAAUGCUCAAACAAAUGGUUCAAAUGAAAAUAUUGUUCAUAUUAAAUUUCUUUUACCUGGUACGACAACUGGCAGUGUUAUUGGAAAAGGUGGAGAAAGAAUAGCAUCAUUACAAAGAGAAACAAAUACCAAAAUGAAAAUGUCAAAAGCAGGAGAUUAUUUUCCUGGUACACAAGAACGUGUUUGUCUUGUUAUUGGAACAAUUGAAAAUGUUUUAUCGGUCUAUGAAUUUUUAUCAGAGAAAAUAAAAGAAAGUUUUCCAGGUGAUGUUCUUCGAUCACGUCAAAUAAAAUUACUUAUACCAAAUGUAACAGCUGGAGUUAUUAUUGGUAAAGGUGGAUCAACUAUUGAAAAUAUUAAACAUGAUACAACUGCUUCACUUACAAUUACACCAAAAUCUGAUAUGUCUGAAAGAGUUAUGACAAUUACUGGCGAUGAUGCAAUUCGUGUAAAAGCUUUAGAUGUUGUUUUACAAAAAAUUAUUGAAGAUCCUCAUCAUGAUAGUAUAACAAGUGUUAAUUAUUCAAAUGAAAAAAAUUCAUCAAUAAAUCUUUAUAAUCAUUCAUCAACAAUCAAUGAUAUUCCAUCAUUUAAUGAUCAUGGUUCUAAUGGAAAAAAUAAUGGUUUAAUGUCAAUGAAUUCAUCAUCGUAUAUGUCUCUUCAAUUGAGUGGUUUACAACGAUUAUCUCAAUUAAUAAUUAAUGCUGGUGGAACAAAUCAUAUAACAGUUGAUUCACUUAUGAAUUCUUUAACAUCCCUUGGUUUUAUUGAUCCACAUAUAAGAGAAAUAGUUCAAGCAAUAGGUGCUUUAAUUAAUUAUGGAUUAAUAUCAGUUGAUAAUCCAUCUCGAACAAAUAUUUAUUCUCCACCACUUCAAAAUCAUCAUUCAAUUCUUUCAACAAAUUAUAAUAAUUAUUCAUUAUCACAACGUGAUCGUCAAGAUAAUUAUUCUCGAAACAGUACCGAUAUGGAUUAUAAAAGAUUUAAAUCAGAUCAACAACGUACAACAAAAUCAAAACGAUAG